AUGAAGCUCGUUCGCUUUUUGAUGAAAUGCUCUAAUGAGUCUGUCACUGUUGAAUUGAAGAAUGGCACAACUGUCAAUGGCACUAUUACCACUGUUUCACCUCAGAUGAACACCGUCCUUCGCUCCGUGAAGAUGACCCCUAAGGGGCGCGAUAUGAUUCAACUCGAGUCUAUCAACAUUCGAGGCUCCACAAUUCGUUAUGUCGUCCUGCCCGAUAGCUUGCCCAUCGAUACUUUGCUUGUGGAUGACAACCCCAAGCCCAAGAACAAGGCCCGCAAAGAGUCAGACCGGGGACGUGGCGGUCGUGGAGGUGCCCGCGGUGGUCGGGUGCAGACCGGCGUUCUUUCUAAUCAGUGUUAA
Penicillium taxi is the source of this 360-nucleotide messenger RNA. Its product is annotated as mRNA splicing protein SMD1. Gene Ontology annotation, biological process: RNA processing; spliceosomal snRNP assembly. The record is from RefSeq and is a predicted model, not a curated record. Bases 1 to 360 code for a protein of 119 amino acids. The transcript has 4 exons. Lineage: Eukaryota; Fungi; Ascomycota; Eurotiomycetes; Eurotiales; Aspergillaceae. Gene Ontology annotation, cellular component: precatalytic spliceosome; pICln-Sm protein complex; U12-type spliceosomal complex. Gene Ontology annotation, molecular function: RNA binding.